AUGGUACUUACAGCCUUUCGGUCAGAGGCCUUGAACGGCCUCUGCUCUAAGGACCGAAUUGACCUGAUGGAUUCCAUCGACAGUCUUCGCUCCCAAGGGAUAGACCAUUUUGUUUCCCUCCCACAGAUAAUUGUCUGUGGCGAUCAGUCAUCAGGAAAAAGCUCUGUUCUGGAGGCCGUAUCUGGUGUGUCUUUCCCCGUGAAGAGCAAUCUUUGCACGCGCUUCCCCACCGAGCUUGUCCUGCGCAGGACAUCUCAAGUUGGCGCCCGCGUUUCUAUUGUUCCACACCACUCCAGAAGUGAAUCCGAGAAGGCUACACUUGCCAGCUUCGAAGAAGAGCUGGAGGAUUUCGAAGGCUUCCCGACUCUUAUAGAUACCGCCAAGUCUGUCAUGGGUAUUUCGACACGUGGCAAGACAUUCGCAAAGGAUCUACUCCGCGUAGAAAUAUCUGGGCCCGAUCGUCCGCACCUUACAAUUGUUGAUCUCCCGGGCCUCAUCCACUCUCAGACCAAGCAACAGACAGCGUCCGAUGUGCAGCUCAUCCAGGAGGUAGUGGAAUCUUAUAUGAAGGAGCCUCGAAGCAUCAUCCUCGCUGUUGUUUCGGCCAAGAACGAUUUCGCAAACCAGGUUGUUUUGAAACUAGCACGUUCAGCGGACGCUGAUGGCAAUCGUACCCUUGGCAUCAUCACGAAACCCGACACUCUUCACCCUUUAUCAGAAAGCGAGGCACUCUACGUGUCUCUUGCGAGGAAUCAGCAGGUCGAAUUCCGACUUG
Messenger RNA from Diaporthe amygdali, 775 nucleotides. Its product is annotated as Interferon-induced GTP-binding protein. The transcript has a single exon. Gene Ontology annotation, molecular function: microtubule binding; GTPase activity; GTP binding. Gene Ontology annotation, cellular component: membrane; microtubule; cytoplasm. The record is from RefSeq and is a predicted model, not a curated record. Lineage: Eukaryota; Fungi; Ascomycota; Sordariomycetes; Diaporthales; Diaporthaceae. The annotation marks the transcript as partial.